Messenger RNA from Penicillium cosmopolitanum, 1875 nucleotides. Its product is annotated as Transcriptional activator of proteases prtT. Gene Ontology annotation, cellular component: nucleus. NCBI's taxonomy places the organism in Eukaryota, Fungi, Ascomycota, Eurotiomycetes, Eurotiales, Aspergillaceae. The transcript has 6 exons. Gene Ontology annotation, molecular function: transcription cis-regulatory region binding; DNA-binding transcription factor activity, RNA polymerase II-specific; zinc ion binding. The record is from RefSeq and is a predicted model, not a curated record. Gene Ontology annotation, biological process: regulation of DNA-templated transcription. The coding region runs from base 1 to 1875 and encodes 624 amino acids.
AUGACGCGAACUGAACCCACAUGCAGUGCUGCCUCAUGGGAGACGAAAAGUAUUGCCACUACAGAUGAUGGCAAUAGAAUGGACUCGGUCGGCCAGGAUUCACGGCCCAGAGGGCGGAUUCGCCGAUCAAUGACUGCGUGCAACACAUGCCGCAAGCUGAAAACUCGAUGUGAUUUAGAUCCUCGUGGCCAUGCUUGUCGCCGCUGCUUAUCACUGAGGCUCGAAUGCGAGCUACCAGAAACCCCAGAUCGCUUUCAGGACCAGGCCUCGGCAUGGCCGGACAGCAAUGGAGCCAUCCCCUCAAUCGAGGAACGGUUGCUCCACCUGGAACACGGGAUGGGUGAAAUGAUCCACCUGAUGAGACAGAUGGUAAACAACACAUCCAAUUUGGCGGGCAGCCCACGCCCCCAGGCAACAAGAAGUCUAGAUGAAUCUACCAGUGGAGAAAUUGGAGCAUUACCACCUUUCACUAUCAAACCCGUCCAGUUUAUUCGAGAUCUACAGCUUGAAUGCUUCAGUGGACGAGAUGGCCUCACCGGUGAUGCCGACAUUAUCGGAGAUGUGGUUUCCUUGGGAAUUAUUGACAUAAAGCUCUCUUACAAAUUAAUGGAACUAUUUGUCGAAUAUUAUAGUUCAUGGAUGGCAACAGAUCCAGCAUCCAGUAUUCAGCGAUCUGAUACUCUUCUUUUUAAUACGGCAUGUCUAUUAGCUUCUCGGUAUUUGCCUGGCAUGCCCGAAGCUACCAUUCAUAACAUUUCGCUUCAAGUUCAGAACGCUAUCACGCAGGCAAUGUGGGGGAAAUCUUCCUUGUCGAAUGAUGUACUCCAGGCCCUGGCAUUACUAUGUCAUAAGGAAGGAUUUGUCGAUGGCUGGUUGUUGAGCGGGACCUCGAUGAACCACGCUUUGAUUUCUUUCGGCUUUCUCAACGUUUCUCAUUCAAAAAGUGCUUUAACCGAUGAGAUGCUCUCCCAGAUGCGUCUUUGGAAUAUGUUCUGCUUAACUCAUUUACAUUAUGCUUUUGGAUACGGUCGCACUCUCAACGUGCAACUGCAUUAUUUGGAUCACUGUAUUCGUAUUCUUGAUCACCAUCGGGCUACCCCUGAAGAUGGCAGAAUCGUGGCAGAGAUUCAAUUAUAUCGCAUUGCUCUCAAGCUUCAGAGCUCCCCUCAUCGUCUUCGCUUCGCCGAGACUGAAUAUGAGGAGAUCGAGCGCUGGAAAAUGGAAUGGACACACCUCUUCUCAAAUGAAGGCAAAUCCGCUUUAGAGCUCAGUGUUUGGUUCUGCCAGCUGAUUCUUCAUCGAACUGCUAUAAGACUGCAUUCUGAGUCCGACCAACUAAUAUCCGAAACAUGCAACAACGCGCGCUUGAUCAUAUCCCGGUCUCUUCAAACGCGCUUUUCUGCUGCGCCAGGCCUGAUAGACAAUGUCUAUUAUAUCCUUGGAUAUGCUGCUCUGACAUUGUGCGACUAUAGUCCAUCUGAUCCUCUCAUUGAUCAAGUUCGGGCGUUUUUGCUACAUCUUUCUCCGAGCAGCGAUCACCUCGCUUACCGUAUCGCUUGCAUCAUCGGCGAAGUUCAACGCCGCUACUCUGAAGCAGCAACAGCUGAUCAAACCUCACCCAGUGCCAGCAAUGCGCUUUUUGUGGCAUCUCAAGCACCUCGCACAGAGAACAUAGAUAUCGGUCAGCUGAUCCCUACCGGUGGCUCUAUGGACGGCAUCGUUGAUGGAUACGGAUGUUAUGAUCAACUCAUUGCCAGUGGAUAUGUUCCACCCCAGCAGGCAUUUUCGGCGCCAGCCGUAUUCCAGCACCCAGCACCUGUGACUGGUGGUGCUAUGCCCAUCAGUUUGGUUCCUCGAGCACUCCACGAUUAUUGA